UGGUUGAAAGAGGAGUGUGCUUUCAUUGCGAGGAGAUUGCGUACAGGUUUAAUUGAACUAAAUUUCCAUCAGAUGAGUCACGUUUUAUAAAACCGAAGCCAUAAGGAUUAUACAAACAUUUGGCUUUUAGGAUUUAACGGAACUUAAACCGACUACAGCAACUAGAUAUGGCGUCAAUGGCUCCGUGCGAUGGGAGUCGGAGACCAUUCAAUAAAAGCGGAAAGAUAGACAAAGUAUUCCAGCCUCCAGAUCUCAGACAAAUCACCAUCCUAAGCCAAACUGGCUGGCACAAGAUUCAAGAUGAAAUGAACGGGGUCGAUAAAGAAAAGGAGCGUCUUAGAGAGGCAGCCAAACGCAGGGAAGCCCUGCACCUGCAGUCAAAGGAAAUUGUUAAGCUGUGGCCUGAUACUAUUGCUGGUCAAAGGCAAAAAAAGCUGGAGGCUAAGAAGAUCCGAGAGGAGACGGAGGAGGAAAAGAGGAAAGAAAUGGCUGCAGAGGAAGCCAGAUACAAGGAAGAAGAGCAAAAAGAGGCCUUGACAAAAGCCAGAACUCAGCUGUAUUAUCAAAACGACCGGGUGAAAGGAUUAAACCGCGCCCUCCUGCACACAGAGGUGCUGAAAGAGAGGGAGGCUCAAACAGAGCUCAAGGAAAGGAUGAAAAGUGCCACUAAAGACAUGGAUAAAAAGUUCCUGGAAAUAAUGACAGCCAGAAACAGUGAAGCCCUGAGGAAAGAGCAGGAAAAGGCUGUGCAAAAGAAGCUUGAGAGACAGACAGUAGCAGAAGACCUGAAAAACCAGAUAAAGGCCAACGAGUUUGCGCGGGAGCAACAGAAGCUGGAAAUCAAGAAGGACGGCGAGGAAAUCCAGCAACUUCAGGAGCGUUAUCAGUGGGAGCAAAGAAUGGAGUCCGAGCGGCAAGCAAACCAGAAGAGGAACCUCAUGAACGCUCACCUGGUCAAUCAUAAAAGACGAGAUUGUACAUUCUUUGCAUCCAGAUUUUACAGUCUCUUUAUUUGUGCUUUUUGUGUCCCUCAGGAUCAUCUCAAUAAUAGAGCACUAAGAAAAGAGCAAGAGGCGCAAAAGCAGAAGGCUGAAGAAGAGCAGAUGAAACUCUUUCUUUCAGCCAAGGAACAAAUGACAAAGCUACGGAAACAAAGAGAGAAAGAGUUAUUUAGUGAAGUUCAGCAGCAAAGAGAGAGGAUUUUGAACAAGCUGACAGACACGCAGCAGGAGCAGGCUACAAACGAGGAGCAGAGGAUCGCUAAAGCUCUGGCUGAGUGGGAUGCAAGACAGGCGCAACUGCAGCAGAAGGAGGAACGGAAGAAGUCCGAGAUGUUGAAGUCGAUAGCUGCACACAGGGAGCUUUUGAGAAAUGAAAAGGAGCACUUGGAUAAAAUUGCAGAGCAGGAAACCCGAGAUGCUCUGCAGGCAAAGAGAGAUGCCGACAAAGUAUAUGCCAAGCAGCAACAACUGAAGGCUGAGAAAAUGAGAGAAGAACAAAGAAAAUUGCAUGACUUCAAUGUUGCACAGAUGGCAGAAAGAAGCGCCAGACUUCAGCAGAUGAAAGACGAGGAACGAGAGUUCGAAGCAAAGAACAUGAAGCUCAGCGCUGAAGAAGAACUCAAGUUUCAGCAGUACUCACAGCACAUCAUCAAGGCAGCAGCAGAGGCCAAGAGAAACUUGAUUCCACUUUACAAAGCCACGAGAGAAGGAGUGGGAGGAGGGCACGGCCCCGUUUUCAGCGGAGUUAGGCCCAGCUAUCUCGUCCAGGACAGCUCUGGAGCUCAGAUGCCCAGAUACGUGUCCAUCACCACAGAAAGCAUCAGAAAACUUAACGAGGCUGGAGACAUUCACGAGGCAAAGAAGAGACUGGGCUUCACCUGGUGAAUUUUUUUAAGACUUUGUCACUUUAAAACUAGGGCUGCAACUAUUAUUUUAGUGAUCAAUUAUGUUAUUAUUCUAUAAUCAGAUAAAGUGUGUUGAUUUGCAAUUAUCCAUCACAGAUCAAACGUCAGUACAGCACAGCUCACUUCUUUUAGGGAACAGAUUUGCUACAUUGUAUAGCAGAAUACUGUGUGGUCUCAAACUGAGCUGUUUUCAAACGGAAAUCUGGAAAGGUUUUAGGCAAAAAGUCUUUUCCAUUUCCUAAUAUGGAAAAUAUUUGUUUCAGUAGAUUUUAUCCUUUGUAUCAGUAUUUGAAUAUUGUAUCCAUUUCUCCAACAAACUUAAUUUGUCCCAUUUCUUUGUUCAAUAUUUAAACCCUGACAUUCUUGGAAUAUCUGCAGUAAUUUCAAGGUGAACUUUUACAUUUAUAGUUUAAAAAUGGACAAAACCUACAGGAUUUAUAUAAUACGUUGACCAGGAAAAGCUAAGAACCUAAAAUAGCCACUAUUAAGCAGGUCAACAUUGAGCAGAUAAGCAGUUUUUUUCUCCAUGUAUAAAAGUCAUCAGCAAGACAGAGUCUCAGCCAGGUGACAUCUUCAAGUUUAGGUUUUUAUUAAUGUCAUUUUGAUUUGAAGUAAUGUUUUGGACUCUUACAGUAUAUAAAAACAAAGAAACCACGCUUUAUAAUUUAAUCAGCACUCCCACAUUUUCUUCCAAGAAAGAAAUUGUACAUUUGUUUUUCAUUCUAAAUAAAGAUGACAGAAUUACAGUAAAAGUUUGGCAGAGUAAAAAAACCACAAAAAAAAAACCCAA
Molecule: messenger RNA, 2696 nt
Organism: Gambusia affinis (western mosquitofish)
Lineage: Eukaryota; Metazoa; Chordata; Actinopteri; Cyprinodontiformes; Poeciliidae
Gene: cfap210
Product: cilia and flagella associated protein 210
Exons: 9
Coding region: 168-1886 (572 amino acids)
Source: RefSeq, a predicted model, not a curated record